CUAAUCCCCUUCAACAAGAAAGUCUAGAACUUUCUACACCCAUCUUCCACCUCCCUCUUUCUAUUUAUCGCUCUCGCCACAAAUCCAACACCAGUGAACACACACACACACACAGUAGCACAAUCAAAUCAAUUGUUUUUAGCAAUGGCGAAGCGUUUGAUCCCAACACUCAACAGAGUCCUCGUGGAGAAAAUCGUCGCUCCAUCCAAAACCACAGCUGGUAUUCUUCUCCCAGAGAAAUCAUCCAAGCUGAACUCUGGUAAAGUGGUUGCAGUUGGACCGGGAUUGCUGAACAAAUCCGGGAACACAAUCCCAGUCGCUGUUAAAGAAGGAGAAACUGUUCUCUUGCCUGAAUAUGGCGGAACUCAAGUCAAAUUGGGUGAAAAAGAGUACCAUUUGUACAGGGAUGAAGAUAUCUUGGGCAUCCUGCACGAUUGAUUAACGAUUGACGUCUCGGAAUUGACGUCUCGGAACUGUGAAUUGAGGUUAAUUUGGGGAAGUAUUUAAUUUCAUGUUUCUUGAGUUUUUAGGUGUGGGCUCUUUUGGUUGUAACUGAUUAAAGACUCUGCCUAUCGCGGUCGCUACUUUCGGAAUUUUAAUUAGUCUAAUGAGAAUUUGAAAGAUUCAAUAAUUGCAUUUGUUUGCGUAUUGCUUUGCUCUCGGUUCAGUUUCGUCAGUCGUUCCGUUUUUUAGUUCGAUUAUGUGGGUUAUCUUUAAUAACUUAUACAACGAGUUUUCGUGCGAUU
Messenger RNA from Erythranthe guttata (spotted monkey flower), 746 nucleotides. Its product is annotated as 10 kDa chaperonin, mitochondrial. Gene Ontology annotation, molecular function: ATP binding; metal ion binding; protein folding chaperone. NCBI's taxonomy places the organism in Eukaryota, Viridiplantae, Streptophyta, Magnoliopsida, Lamiales, Phrymaceae. The record is from RefSeq and is a predicted model, not a curated record. Gene Ontology annotation, cellular component: mitochondrion.